This is a messenger RNA of Symbiodinium sp. CCMP2456, 304 nucleotides long. The record is from the annotation of a GenBank genome assembly. NCBI's taxonomy places the organism in Eukaryota, Dinophyceae, Suessiales, Symbiodiniaceae.
AUGGCCUUGGCCCAUGAGUGUGAGAACGCCAGCGGGAGUUUACAGGACUGCCCAGGCAAGGCUGACGAUGGCGCGGGGAGUCCCCUCAAGGUAGAAGGCUGCUCCAGUGCCAUCUCCAGCCCUGGUCCGACGAAGCUGAUCUUGGACUCCCCCCUUGGCGGGGUGGACAUUCCGAAGCUCUCCCUGACGCCGCAAAAGUGGGCUUCAUCGGCCAAGGGCCGCUUCACUCCACGGAGCCGGCCCUCCCCGCAAUCGGUGCAGUCGCGGAUCAGGCCUUCUCCGGGCGCGCAGCAAGAGGGCCGAG